GCAAGCCUCACAUUCAAUGUUUACCAUUGUUAUUACACGAAAUACUAAUAGACUUGAAGUUACGAUCAACACCGGGCCCAGCAUGUAUUUGGCUGUGUCGACUCUCGAGAGCUCUCGAGGCUAUCAUUAGUUUGUGUUUUUCUCCCUUGCCUUCAGUAACAGUCAUAUGGUUGCGGCUAAGAUCUACCUCCUUCUCUGUGCCACAGGAGCGCAGUACUAUGCCAUGACACCUCCAAAUGCCAGACCUUCCGCAAAGGAACGUUUGAAUCCUACCGGUUUGGAAGUUGUCGUCCCUUGGAUACACAUUUUAGUAAAGAGCAUCAUCGGUGUUUGCGUGUUGUCAGAUAUCAUCCUCGCAUACGCAGCGAGAAAGGAAUCGACUCCCAUCCCGAAAUCGCUCACUGCCCUUCUAGUCCGCAGUGACUUGUGUUCGUUAUCAAACUUGGACCAUGCCAUGUUGUCCCCCGCACUUGUAGCUGGGUGUUUUCUGAGCGUCAUCGGCGGUGCUAUUCGUAUCCAUUGCUACUCUACCCUAGGCAGGCUCUUCACUUUCGAACUCAGUAUUCGCCAGGAUCACAAGCUGGUCACGUCUGGGCCUUAUUCCAUUGUUCAACACCCCAGCUACACUGGUGGACUAUGCGUUUUUCUGGGCUUGUUGCUCUGUCAUUUGCACACUCGGUCAUGGAUGGUUUCUUGCUCGGGCCUAUUUCCUUCGUCGGACCAGGGGGUAAUUUUGGGAUGCAUUUGGGCUGGGUUAUUUGGUUUUCUUUAUUCUGGACUUCGUGGGCGAAUCCAGAAGGAGGAGGCGAUGUUGCAGGGAAACUUUGGAGACCAGUGGAAAAGUUAUGUGAAGAGGGUACCCUAUAGAUUAGUUCCGUGCUUGUUCUAGGUCGCGGUCAUUUAAUCAAGACACUAUCAAAGCAUUAAAAUACUCCAAGAGCAACUUCUUGAUCACUAGAUUAUAGGGGAAUGAUGAAAAGAGAAACUAAAUCUUAACCAAACGCUCCGCGAGGC
Suillus bovinus is the source of this 1014-nucleotide messenger RNA. RefSeq lists its product as uncharacterized. The transcript has 2 exons. Gene Ontology annotation, molecular function: protein C-terminal S-isoprenylcysteine carboxyl O-methyltransferase activity. The record is from RefSeq and is a predicted model, not a curated record. The coding region runs from base 167 to 889 and encodes 240 amino acids. Gene Ontology annotation, biological process: C-terminal protein methylation. Gene Ontology annotation, cellular component: membrane; endoplasmic reticulum. Lineage: Eukaryota; Fungi; Basidiomycota; Agaricomycetes; Boletales; Suillaceae.